CUUCAAGGUAGACGCACGACCCUCAGGGAAGUUCAGUAGUGGUUGGGAGACAGGUGAGAGAAGACUGUAACUGGGAAGAUUAUCGCUGCAGCUCCUGGCAGUGUUGGCGGUGCUGGCAGAAGCGGCGGCGACAGCAGCGGUGCUGGUAACGGUGAAGUGGCUCAGUCCGCUUGAAGGGGUGAAGACUGAUGGCGUACCCUGGGCUGGAGAACCUGGCACAGAUGGACCAGGUGUUCAUCAAGCAACAGUUCGAAGUGUUUGAGAUUCUCUCAGGAUGCGAGAUGAACAACAAAUACGCGCUGAAGGACUCUAGGGGCCAGCAGUUCAUGAUGGCUAGGGAGGACACUGAUUGUUGUACACGGCAGUGCUGUGGCCCAGCCAGAGCCUUCGAGAUGGGUCUCUUUGAUAACCAGGAACAAGAGAUACUCCACCUCUCACGACCCUAUAAAUGCAGUAGUUGCUGUUGCCCUUGCUGUCUCCAGACCCUGGAGGUGUCCUGCCCAUCCACAGGAGCCACGUUAGGAAGCAUCCACCAAGAGUGGGGCUUCUGCACUCCCAUGAGUGGCAAAUUCUCUGUGAAGAACAUCUCCGAUGACACCCUCUUAACAAUCCAAGGUCCCUGCUGCGCCGUCGGUUGCGGUAGCGACGUUGUCUUCAAGGUGCUCACAGACGAUGGUUCUUCAGAGGUGGGUGAGAUCGUGAAGGUGUGGAGAGGGUGGUGUGCCGAGGCUCUUACAGAUGACGAGAACUUCAAAGUCACGUUUCCAGUUGAUCUGGAAGUUCAGAUUAAGGCGCUGCUCCUUGGAGCCGCCUUUCUCAUAGAUUUUCUGUAUUUCGAAACACAACGUAAUAAUUAAGUCAGAGCAGUUUGCUUCUGAUGCAUCCUCCCCUCUAUGUAACUUGUUGCAAUAUGAUGACGAGAGGAAGAGAAAUCUCUAAGCAAAGUUCCUGUAUUAUGAUAAAGAAGAAGUAAAAACGGAAGAAGAAUAUUGUGAGUGAGUUGUCGAAGCGUCACAAGCACAAGUCAUGAAAUAUCAACAUCCUCUGACAUCAGUACAGUCCUAGUACAAGUGUGUACUAGUACAAGUGUGAGUUAACUUUACUGACGAUCUUAGGGAGCUAUUGAUCUUAAUCUGUCCUCAGGAUUCCACAAAUAAACUGCAGACAACCUUCUGAGUUUACUUUGAAAGGCCCUUUGUAAUGGAACUCCCUCACAGGAACACAAGAACAGUAUAGACUCGCUGCGCUGUGACAUACUUGGAAAGCUUUUCUCAAACG
Messenger RNA from Cherax quadricarinatus, 1278 nucleotides. RefSeq names its product phospholipid scramblase 1-like. The record is from RefSeq and is a predicted model, not a curated record. Gene Ontology annotation, biological process: plasma membrane phospholipid scrambling. Gene Ontology annotation, cellular component: plasma membrane. Gene Ontology annotation, molecular function: phospholipid scramblase activity. NCBI's taxonomy places the organism in Eukaryota, Metazoa, Arthropoda, Malacostraca, Decapoda, Parastacidae.